Molecule: messenger RNA, 1656 nt
Organism: Eremothecium sinecaudum
Lineage: Eukaryota; Fungi; Ascomycota; Saccharomycetes; Saccharomycetales; Saccharomycetaceae
Product: HBR160Wp
Exons: 1
Coding region: 1-1656 (551 amino acids)
Molecular function (GO): NAD+ binding
Source: RefSeq, a predicted model, not a curated record
AUGACGUCUGAGCGGCAUUUUGGGUUAAACGGCGGAAAGAGAUCAGUUGAGGACUCUCCAGAGUUAGAGUCGUCGAAGAAGAUAAAAGUAGACAUCGAUGACGGUUCAAGUAGUAAUAAUGAAGAAAAGGAAAAUAAAGAGCUCUUAGAGGCUGCAAAGGUGGAUGAACUUGAUGAGAUUGUUAAUGAAUAUGUAGAGAAGAAUGAAAGUGUUUCAGAUGGGUUUACUACAGAAUAUAUACCAACAAAGCCACAGCAGCCAGUAAUGCUAACGAAAAACCCUGAAACUGGUAAAUAUGUUUUCCCUACUAUUACCAAAGAGGAUUCAUUGAAUGCGCGGUACUUUUUGAAGUACUAUGGUUCAGCCCAAUUCUUAGACUCCUACCUACCGGAAGAUUUGAACUCUUUAUAUGUGUUUCAUUUGAUAAAACUUUUAGGAUUUCAGUUGAAGGAUCGUGAACUGUUAGCUGCUGUGCAGAAGGUUGUUUUUAAUAAUGUUGGAACUAGUUUACCUCCACCACCUGGUCCAAAUCCCGCUGUGGAGAAGGUAACUCUCCCGCAGUUGUCUAGUGGGAAUGCAAAUCAAGAUGAUACCUAUGACGACCCAUUAGAAAAAAGACACGCGGUAAGGUUGAUCAAGGAUUUACAGAAGGCUAUGAACAAAGUCUUAAGUACCCGUAUUAGGUUAACAAACUUUUUUACCUUAGAUCACUUUAUUGCAAAGUUGAAAUCUGCAAAUAAAAUCCUGGUUUUAACUGGCGCUGGAAUUUCAACUUCGCUAGGCAUCCCUGACUUUCGGUCUUCUAAAGGUUUUUAUUCACAGGUGACAAACCUAGGAUUAGAAGAUCCACAAGAUGUGUUCAAUUUAGAUAUAUUUAUGGAAAACCCUUCAGUGUUUUAUACUAUUGCUGAAAAGAUUCUACCGCCUGAACACCGGUAUUCACCUCUCCAUAGUUUUAUUAGGAUGAUUCAAGACAAGGGCAAGCUACUGCGCAACUACACACAAAACAUAGAUAAUUUAGAAUCAUACGCAGGUAUUGAGAAAGAGCGGAUAGUACAGUGCCAUGGUUCUUUUGCGACAGCAUCUUGUGUGACAUGCCAUUUGAAAAUGCCUGGGGAGAGAAUUUUCCCCCAGAUUAAGGAAUGUGAAAUUCCAUUAUGUGCGUACUGUUACCCUAAGCGUCAAGAACGGUUCCCAACCAUUACAGAUGAUGAAUCGGCGAAAGGGGAUGAUAAUUCACAGCAUUCACCACCUUUGUUCCACAUGAGCAAAUCCUUUGGUGUAAUCAAGCCAGAUAUUACUUUUUUUGGAGAGGCUCUUCCAUCUGAGUUCCAUAGCAAUAUUCGCGAAGAUGUGUUGCAGUGCGAUCUACUAAUUUGCAUAGGCACUAGUUUAAAAGUUGCACCGGUGUCAGAAAUUGUUAAUAUGGUUCCCGCAAAUGUUCCUCAAGUACUAAUCAAUAGAGAUCCAGUUAAACACGCCGAAUUCGACUUAUCACUUCUAGGAUUAUGUGACGAUGUUGCUGCACUAAUAGCUAGCAAGUGUGGGUGGGACAUUCCACAUGAAAGUUGGUCUAGGGAGAAAGCUAAGAAGUUCGCAUGCGACGAAAGGGAGAGAGGUGUUUAUUACGUGUACGACUCUACGAAAGAAAAAUAG